AGCAUCGAUAUAAAUAGCUGCGUCGGCUGUUUCUCGGUGCUAGAUUUGCUACAACUUUUAGAAAUGAAAAACCUGCAGCUACGAGCCAUCAUUGCGCUGGUAAUACUGUGCAUCCAACAGGCACAAUCUCUCCAGUGCUACGUGUGUCUAAGUGCGGUGAGCUUUGACGACUGCUCCACUAAAGCCCAGAAAAUUGACUGUGACUCACCGCCGCCCGAUCUGCCGUUCCCGUUCACCGCGUCAACGUCUAGAAAUGGCAACUUCGCGUGCGGAAAGGGCAGUGGAUCCGGUUCGGGAGGGCAGGUCUUUAUGAAAUCGUGCAUUCCCAAAAUGACCGAGACAGAGUUCUGUGCCUUGCUAACGGCGGAAGUGGAGGCGGACGGCAAAGUGGACGUAUGUAAAGUGUGCAACGACAAUCUAUGUAACGCGAGCAGUACGCGAGUGUUGACCGGUGCUUUGCUGCUGUUGACCGUUGGUCUAAUUUUUCGCACGUAGCUAGGGGCGAUUGUGUAACGGCCUCAUAUAAGGCGUACGACAGUCAGUGAGACUGAAAAUAGACUUCUAAUUCAUUCAUUUAGUA
Molecule: messenger RNA, 580 nt
Organism: Anopheles coluzzii
Lineage: Eukaryota; Metazoa; Arthropoda; Insecta; Diptera; Culicidae
Exons: 2
Coding region: 64-495 (143 amino acids)
Source: RefSeq, a predicted model, not a curated record